Messenger RNA from Exophiala aquamarina CBS 119918, 1302 nucleotides. RefSeq lists its product as uncharacterized. NCBI's taxonomy places the organism in Eukaryota, Fungi, Ascomycota, Eurotiomycetes, Chaetothyriales, Herpotrichiellaceae. Bases 1 to 1302 code for a protein of 433 amino acids. The record is from RefSeq and is a predicted model, not a curated record. The transcript is spliced from 3 exons.
AUGCCUGAGGUUGUUCGAGGCAGCCGAGCGAGCGUUCAAAUCGAGCGUCCCAGCGUCCAGCUCGACCAGGAUGCGCCGCCAACUCCGACCAGUCCUCUCAGAGAAGAGAGAAAUGUUCACUUCGAACCUGAAACUCCUAGUUCACCCCUCGAAUCGCCACCUCCCCUCGGUACCGAGAGAACAGACAGCGGACUCAGUAUUAGCUCGGCUCACAGAAAGAGUUUCCAAGCCAAACGGAGGAAAAGUGGCGAUGUGAGACCGGAGCAGGAUGUUUACUAUGAUAGUCGGGCCGCGACCAAGAGAGAGUUCAAGAGACGAGCAAGCACACUCCAAGAUUACUAUGAUCAAAAUCCUGCCUUACUUCCGCAGCUACCCUUUACUUGGAAGCGCGGCUGGAAGCGGUGGAAGUUAUUUCUCACUAUUGCUUUGAUGGUUGUGGACGCCUGUGUAGUCCCUCUUGUUCUGUACUACACCAUGACCUUUGUUGGACAUAUUGAGGGUUGGAUAGUCUUUGCCGUGGUGGCCACCAUCUGGGGUGGACCUGCCUAUGUCGAAUUCGCCGUACGCUCUUGGAGACUGAUUAAAAAGGAAAAUUUCUUCCGGCCCUUGGGCACGAACAGUCGCUGGGCCUUUGACAUCACACAUUGGAUCUUCUCACUGACCAUUGGUGCGAUCACGGCAUUUCUGAUCAUCGGCAGCGCGCCACAUAUCGUGUGGUUACGUGUUCUUUCUAUGCCAGGACCCUCGAUUUUAUAUUGCAUAGGCGGCUGCAUCCUUCUCAUCACUAUUUACUGUGAGUUGAACAGGCCCGCGCCGUUCCGGAUUAGUUCUACUGCCAAGGGUGGCAAGGUCCUCCCUGGUGUUUAUUAUCUGAUGGAGGAUAUUGUCGCUGUUAAUGCCGGCGCUGGGAGGCCGUUCCGCGAGGCUCUGGCAUCUAGAUACAAAGCCAGCCCGAGAUUUAGGAGGAUGAUUCGGGUUCAAUCCUGGUUCUGGUCUGUGCCGGCACUUGUCGUGGCAAUUGUCUGCACUGUGCUUAUCGUCAUCCACCCGAUUGACAAAGCGGUAGCCUACGGCAUUGGAUGGGGCGUUCCUUUUGUAUGGGCUGGCAUCUGGGCUGCUAUAUCAAUUCCAUGGAUAAGGAGAGAAAUGCACAAGGAGAAAGAAACUUGGGAGCUCGACUGUGGGGUAUUCCCAAGUGAAGAGAAGGCACUCAAGAGGGCCGCUACGGACACUUCCAUCAACGGUAGCGCGACCGCACACAAAAGCCCAAGUCCUACUCCCGAUCGGGAGCCAGAGCCAUGA